AUGUUCUUCCUUAAGGUCCAGAAUCUUGAUGAGAUACGACAAUUUUAUGUGCUAGAAGAUGGGGUAGCCAGACCUAUUGGAGACGCCUGCAGCCCUCUUAACGCAAAAGAUGCUACACUCUCAACUGCCGCAGGUGAACCGUCCACCCUAAAUGGCAAGUCUUCAAGCCUCAACUGUCCGGCGAAAUGUGAAAUAAAACAGACCGAUCUUGGCUCAAGGCUGGCUGAGACGCCAUCGCACUUGGGCAUGCCGAUUUCCGGGGCCAACACAACAAAAGCCUACUUAGCGGCUGGGAUGGGAAGGCCUAAUCCCUACAGAAAUAUCCCUCCACCAAUCGACGGCAAACAGCGACCACCAACCAACCGUUCUUGCCCUGAGCCAAACACCGGGCAAGUACGCUACCGACGCGAUGUUUUGAUGCCCUAG
This is a messenger RNA of Protopolystoma xenopodis, 426 nucleotides long. NCBI's taxonomy places the organism in Eukaryota, Metazoa, Platyhelminthes, Monogenea, Polystomatidea, Polystomatidae. The record is from the annotation of a GenBank genome assembly.